AUGGCUAAUCGAUUAACUUACAACUAUUUGUUGCUGUCAGAUGAUCCACAAAAAGUCGUUGAAUUGUCAAAUGUUCCAAUCAAAGUCAAAAACGAUUUCCGAAAUGAUAUCGCUGUCUUGAGAGCCAUUGCCAUCAUCUCUGUUUUCGCGUUUCAUUUUUGUCCAGAUUUCUUUCCACAGGGAUUUCUUGGAGUCGAUAUUUUCUUUGUUAUUUCUGGCGUCUCAAUCGUUUUUCUUUAUACAGUAGCCUGGAAGCGACGAUAUUUUCCUAUGUUUGGUCCAGCUACUUACAUGUUUCUCAAUGUUGAAAUGGAAAACUUGGACAUUGGAUACUUUAGUCAGGUUAGU
This is a messenger RNA of Mesorhabditis belari, 348 nucleotides long. Lineage: Eukaryota; Metazoa; Nematoda; Chromadorea; Rhabditida; Rhabditidae. The record is from the annotation of a GenBank genome assembly.